Messenger RNA from Colletotrichum acutatum, 1263 nucleotides. RefSeq names its product major facilitator superfamily domain-containing protein. Gene Ontology annotation, biological process: transmembrane transport. Bases 1 to 1263 code for a protein of 420 amino acids. Gene Ontology annotation, molecular function: transmembrane transporter activity. The record is from RefSeq and is a predicted model, not a curated record. The transcript has 2 exons. Gene Ontology annotation, cellular component: plasma membrane. Lineage: Eukaryota; Fungi; Ascomycota; Sordariomycetes; Glomerellales; Glomerellaceae.
AUGCUCAUCGCCGGGCGCGCUGUGCAAGGGAUGGGAAGCGGUGGCAUCAACAUGAUCAUAGACAUCAUCAUCUCCGACCUCGUCCCACUUAGGGAUAGAGGUAACUACAUCGUCAUCAUCCUGGUGAUCUACGGUGUCGGCAUGGCAAUCGGACCGUUCGUGGGAGGCGUCAUUGUGUUCUAUAUCAACCUCCCAGUUGGUGGUCUCUCACUCGUUCUACUCUACCUUUUCCUUCGCGUCAAAUGGGAUCGAACCGCUACCCUCAAAGACAAACUUCGCAGACUCGACUACAUCGGCAACUCGAUGCUAAUCGCAUCUACAGUCUCCGUCCUCAUAGCUCUCACCGGGGCCGACGCAAUCCACCCUUGGUCCUACUACCGCGUCAUAGUCCCUCUGAUCCUCGGUCUUCUGGGUAUCGUUGCCUUCUGCAUCUUUGAGGGAUCAGUCAUUGUUCCUGAACCGGUGAUGCCCCUACGCCUCUUUGCCAAUAGGACCUCCACCGUUGUCUACGCAACCACCGUCCUUAAUUCGGCAAUUCUGUACUGGGCAUUCUUCUUCCUCCCGCUUUACUUCCAGGCCGUCAAGCUCUCGACUCCAGCUCGCUCGGGUGUUCAAUCACUUCCUGUGACCUCAAUCUCGAUCCCGGGCGCCGCGAUCUCCGCCGUCGUCCUCGCGCGAUGGGGUUGCUAUAAAGCCCUCCACAUCGCAGGCUUCGCUUUCAUGACCCUCGGUCUCGGCACCUGGACCUUCCUGAACAGAAACAGCAGCACAGCAGCCUGGGUCCUCGUACAAGUCGUCCCUGCGGUGGUUUCAGGCAUGCUCCUUAACACCCUCCUCCCAGCCUUCCAAGCAGGUCUCGCGGAAGCGGAUCAAGCUGCCGCGACAGCAAGCUGGUCCUUUAUCCGCAGUUUUGAGAGUAUCUGGGGCGUCGCUAUCCCCGCGACCGUCUUCAAUACCUGUACAUCGUCGCAUGCUGCGCAGAAGAUUGAUGACCCUACGGCUCGGGGUGUCUUACAGCACGGAGAUGCAUAUGCCAGCGCCACGAAAACCUUUAUUGAGUCUUUUGAUGAACCGAAGAGAAGUCAGAUCAUUGAUGUAUUCACUGAGGCGAUGAGGAAGGUAUUUUUCAUUGCGAUUGCGUUUGGAGGCUUGGCUUUCUCGUUGAGCUUCUUGGAGAGGGAGAUUAAGCUGAGGAAGGACCUGGAGACCCGAAUUUGGGCUCGAAGAAAAGAAAAGGUCGACGGAGAUAUGAAUGCUGGUUAA